AUGAGUCUCGUCUCUGCCAUAGCAUUUCAUGGCGACGAAGUAGCCGCAGAAGCUCAGAAUCGGGACCCAUGUCUUGCUGCGACAAAACUGCUGAUCACGGACCCAGCAGCUUGGAAGUCGCAAACAAGAGAUGAGUGCUUAGUUGUGCAAAUGAGUGCUGGGUCCCGAGCAGUACACAAGGGAGCCGUAAAUGGACAACGACGAGCAUGUUCGCCUUCUGUAGCUGCUGAGGAGCAAUUACGCUGGUCGGCGAUCGUGUUUGCCAGCAGAAUACAGUCGCAGUCCAUCUGUCCACAAUCAAUCAGCGAUACUGAAUGCUGA
Messenger RNA from Ogataea haglerorum, 321 nucleotides. RefSeq lists its product as uncharacterized. The record is from RefSeq and is a predicted model, not a curated record. The transcript has 2 exons. The coding region runs from base 1 to 321 and encodes 106 amino acids. NCBI's taxonomy places the organism in Eukaryota, Fungi, Ascomycota, Pichiomycetes, Pichiales, Pichiaceae.